Sitophilus oryzae (rice weevil) is the source of this 6464-nucleotide messenger RNA. RefSeq names its product nephrin (gene sns). Bases 375 to 4361 code for a protein of 1328 amino acids. The transcript is spliced from 20 exons. Gene Ontology annotation, biological process: cell-cell adhesion. The record is from RefSeq and is a predicted model, not a curated record. Gene Ontology annotation, molecular function: cell adhesion molecule binding. Lineage: Eukaryota; Metazoa; Arthropoda; Insecta; Coleoptera; Curculionidae. Gene Ontology annotation, cellular component: cell-cell junction.
AGCUUUUACGACGCCGGAGCCAAAGCUUUGAAUUCCGGGCGGGUCUCUCUCGAUCCCGGACCGUAGACAUAGUCUCUCCCUUUUUUUCCACGGACGAAAGUCGCACAGUUCCAGUUGUUGUUUUUCGCAAAGUCGCUGCUACUGGCGUUGACCCGAUUCUUCGCAGGAUUUGUUUACGCGAUGUGUGGAUUUUUCGCUGAGAGGAUUUGAUUCCGGAACGUUGUUGUUGUUGAUGCGGUGGCUGCGAAGACUCAGUUCUCGCGAGUGAAAAGUCGUCAGUGAAGGAGUACUUGUUAUGGUUUGAAUAAUUGUUUAGUGAUUUGUAACAGUUUUAUUUUGUUUGUUCAUUUUUUGGAUUGGAUUAUCUUUUCGAUAUGGAUCUCUUGUCGUUCAUUACAACUCUCCUCAUCUCAAUCUUCCUUGGAGUUUCUGCCGGCCAACAACAAUAUUUUAGGGUACAGCCUCACGAUGUCAAAGUUCAAGAAGGAGGAGAGGCCAUGUUGGAAUGCGAGGUGGCCAAUUUAGUUGGACAAGUUCAAUGGACAAAGGACGGGUUUGCGUUAGGUUUUUCGUCGGUCAUCCCCGGAUUCCCCCGAUACUCGGUUAUCGGCGACAGGAGGCACGGGGUCUACAACUUGCGGAUCAGCAACGCCUCCCUGGAGGACGACGCCGAGUAUCAGUGCCAAGUGGGGCCCGCCAAACUCAACAAGGCCAUCAGGGCCAACGCCAGGCUCAACGUCACUUCUCCUCCGUCCUCGGUGGAAAUCCUCGACCAUCGUCACAAUUCCAAAAUCGAAAUAAAGGAGAACCAGGAGUUUCAUUUGGAGUGUCGGGUGAGGAACGCCAAGCCGGCUGCGAAGAUCGUGUGGUACAGAGGAAAUGUGGAGAUAAAUAUACCCAACAGAGAAGAUCAGACCAUCGAAAUUCCGGGCAAGAACAACAAUAAACGAAUCACCCGCUACGACACCCAUUCCCGCAUCUCCUUAAAACCGACCGCCGAAGACGAUUACGCAGAGUACACGUGCGAAGCCCGGCACGAGGCUCUAUCUCCAGAUAUUCCCAUGAGGGCGACGGUGCAACUCAGCGUUCUCUAUCCGCCAGGAUUACCGUAUAUCGAGGGAUAUACGGAGGGCGAAACAAUCAAGCGGGGCCAAACAGUGGAAUUAGUAUGUAGAAGUCGUGGAGGAAAUCCUCCAGCUCAACUAAUUUGGUACAAAAAUGGAGAACAAAUUAGAAUGGCUUACCGAACUGCUGGCCGAGUGUCAGAAAACGUUUACACUUUUACUGCGGAUGCUAGUGACAAUAAAGCCAGAUACAAAUGCGAAGCCAGCAAUAUAAUGUCGAAGAGUCCGUUAAAAGCAGAGAUUGAUAUGACCGUUUUAUUUUCUCCGUCCCAUGUCACAAUCUCUGGUCCUACAGAAGCUAGAGUCGGUGAUCCAGUACCACUGACAUGUACAACAGCAAACUCAAACCCACCAGCGGAAAUUAAAUGGAUGGUUGCUGGUAGACAAGUUCGCAAUGCCACGUCCAGAACAGUAGUUUCGCCAGAAGGCGGCUGGAUUACUACCUCAAACAUUACUGCUGUUGUAGAACCAAACAGGAGAAGUUUAGUAGUUAUUUGUCACGGACUCAACAUGCAACUGACUGAAAAUGUAGUGUCGACACAUACAAUUAAUGUUUUAUAUCCACCUAGUCAGCCAUUUAUUCAUGGAUACGUACAAGGAACUCACGUAACUGCCGGUGAAGUUCAAAAAAUAUCUUGUACAUCAUCUGGUGGUAAUCCUUUGGCAACUCUUACGUGGUAUAAAAAUGACAAGAAGAUACACUCUCCUGUUAAAACUACAGACAAGUCAGUAACGGCAGAAAUAACGAUACUUACAAACGUCACUGACAACGAAGCUCGAUACAGAUGUGAAGCAGCUAACUCUGCUACUGAAAUUCCAUUAUUUGAAACAAUCACAAUGAGUGUUUAUUAUCCACCAGAACAUGUCAGAAUUCGGCAAGAGCCUGCAGAACUAAGACCCAACGAAGAAGCCACUCUCAUAUGUGACGCCAGCUCUAGCAAUCCACCAGCUAAAUUGUCAUGGUGGAGAGAAGGAAUUCCUGUUCAAGGAGUACAAAAUACUUCAAAACCUGGCCUUCAUGGAGGAACUGUAUCAUCCAUCGAAAUUAAGGUUAACGUAACCGAAGACAUGAAUGGCAUUCAGUAUGCCUGUCAAGCUCAAAACGAGGCCUUACAAAGGAGUACCCACGAUUCCAUAACACUGCAAGUCUUAUAUAAACCAAUUUUCGAUAAAAACAACGAAAAUUCUGUCACCGGUAUCGAAAACGAACCCCUAAUGAUUUCUUUAAAAGCCGAUGGUAACCCCGAAAGUAUAGCAUAUACUUGGACAAAAGAUGGCUUACCCAUAACGCAAUCUUCGAAUUCGAAUGGUAUGGAACGUAUCAUUUCUGACGGUCCAAUUUUAAACAUUACACGUCUAAGUAAACAUGACGCAGGAACUUAUAAUUGUGAAGCUCUGAAUUCUCAGGGAAGUAGCAUGGCUACUGUAAAUAUAACUGUGCAAUAUCCAGCUACAAUUAUCCAAACAAGCGGUGCAGUCAUAGUAAAUCCGAAAGAAGAUGCUACAUUGUCAUGUACAGUAGACAGUAAUCCUCUAGCUGACGACACAAUCACAUGGAAACGAGAAGACUUUCCGGACUUUGACGCUAGAACGUCGGUGAUGUACGAUAAAAAUGGAACGUCGUACUUGAGGAUCAGUCAAGUGACCAAAGAAGACCUAGGUCAUUUUCAGUGCAUAGCAAAUAACGGAGUAGGGAAUUCCACAAUGAAGGAAGUUAUGCUGAUCGUUAAGCAUAAACCUGAGAUGGAUGAACAACCAGCUCUUUUGAAGUUUGCUAGCGAUGCCGGUGAUACUGCAAAGAUGGUUUGUAGAAGUCGAGCGUCUCCUUUGGCAAGAUAUUCUUGGGCGAGGAAUGGAAAUUCUAUUAGUGCUAACACAACAGGGAAAUAUUACACUACCUACAGACAGGUUGACGAAUUGACCUCCGAGUCCGUCCUCUACAUAUCCCACGUCACAUCGGCCGAUUACGGCAUCUACGAGUGCGUGGCAAAGAAUGAUCUCGGAUUUUCAGUAGUCUCCCCUAGGUUAGAAGUAACGUCUGCCCCCGACACCCCUACAUUGCUAAUUGUAUUAAAUUCUACCCAUGACACUGUUACUUUGGGUUGGACCCCUGGUUUUGAUGGUGGAUGGAAACCAUCUUACCGGAUAAGAUACCGACAGGUUAAUGAUGAUGGUUACAAAUACGAAGAUGUUGUCCCCAGCAAUGCAACGACUUACACUGUAAAAGGGCUCAGUGUUGAUACACAAUAUAUCUUUUCGAUAAUGGCCUCAAAUAAGUUGGGAAGCAGUAACUACAUGCCUGAUUUACUGUCGGCAAAAACUUCAAACAAGAUACCGCCGUCCUACUCCAGUCCCAGCCUGGACGAGCGCAACCUGAAAAACUUCCCCGGCUUCCUCAUCAUCGUCGGCACGAUAGUCGGCACCCUGCUCAUCCUCAUGAACGUCCUGCUAAUCGGCUGCUGUCUGCACAGACGCCGCGCCAAGAAACACCGCCCCUCCUCAGAACAAAACAACCAAACAAGCAAAUCGGCCACAAUUGAAAUGUAUGCCCCUAGCAGUUACAAUGACACAAUGACGGGGGAAACAUUAUCUUCUGUCAGUGAAAAAAGCGAAACCUACUCCAACGAGGGUAGCAAUAAUGAAUACGUGGAUGACAGCCGCAGCAAGCAAGCGCCCAACUCGUACAUAAUCGAGCAGCCGCCGCCGGUAGACUACCCCCCAGGUGCGUACCCCGUGUACGAGAUGCAGAUGGGACCCGUGUCUAUGGCCCACAAGACCCACACCCUGCCUCACCCCCAUCACCAUCACCAUCAUAUUAUGCACGACACGAGACCGAGGUCGCGCGACGACCAAAGUCUCGGGCAGUACGGUCCUGGCACGGGCAUGUCAGCUAAAUCUUCAUACGUGAGCGCACCAACCCCCACACCCCCAGCCGACGGCAGCUACUACAACGUUUCCGACCGUUACCUCUCGUAUCCCCCGCCACUGGACUUCCAGAACCCGCCCCCGGUGCCCGCUCAUCCUCAUUUAGCGCACACCGUAACUCCAGCCACGCCGCCCCUGCCCUCCAACGGCUCCCUGUUACGUCACCAGCGUCACGUACCCCCACCCGACGUCCUGCACAACACCAGCCAGAAUGCGCAGAUCCUGCAGGCGCAGACGCUCGCGCAGAAACGCGAACUGACCAGUUUCGGUAACGGUUACGGCGUCAACGAGCAGGAGGGACAUCUUGUCUGAGACAGGGACGGUUUCGACAUUUUGUACGUUUUGUAAAAAUGGUAAUGAGUAUAGAUACCUAUGUGGUAUGCUAACCUCGGUACGUGUACCUAUCUACUACGACUGUGACUGCGGGCUCAAAAACUGAAAAUAAAUGCCGGAUAUAUAGCUCAAAUAAUGUGUAAGUUGGAUACGAGGAGCUCCUGUUUAUGUACUGACAUAAUUUAUUGUAUUGAAAUAUUAAUUUAUUUAAAAUGUGUUUUAUAUUAUACUAAUAGAUACUGCUACGUAAUUUUAUUGUCAUAUGUUUUAAAUAGUUUAUAGCAGUACAUUUUGUCAUAUUUUUACAGUGGGUUAAUAACUUCAAUCCUCUUGAAAUAAAAUUGAAAGAAAAUAUAAAGAAGUAUUAACAGAAGUAUUUGUAAAAGGAGCAUCAGAUUAGUUUGUCUCAGUUGAUUUAUGUACUUAAAAUAAUAAAUUUAUUUUUUUCUUUUUGAUGAGGAUUAAUGUGUUUUUUUUUGUUGGUUAGGUAAAUAUCUGUUAAAGUUAAGAGCUUCAAAGAAGUUUGUCUUCAUGGACUUACACUAAAAUAUUUUAAUAUUUAAAUAUUUUGUUUCACAGAAAAAUAUUUCUAGAAGAUAACAAUUUAACAAAUUUUGUUCAACUUUUUUUGCUAAACUCUGAUUGACCAAACCAAAACUCAACUGAAUUGCAAAUUUAUUUAAGAGAACAUCUGUACAUUUAAGAGAGGUAUUCUUUCAAAAAUAUACAACAUUUAGUACUACCACAAAAUACUACAAACAGUAGUCAUUUCUUUAUGAUAAUUAUGGUAAGAUAUUAAACAACUAGUCGUCUAAUGUUUCCUUUUUAUUCUGUUAAGGUAACAUAACAUGUACUACGCAUUUUCUGAAAAUACUUAAUAACUGCAUUACUACAUUAUGACUUAGUUAAUUAAAAAUAAAAUUACAUGGCAAUAUUUAAAAAUUAAAUAUUCUGUACUUACUUUACUAAACAUAUUUUAUUAGAGUCAAAAUUUUAUUCAUUUUCAAUAUGCAACUAAUUUGCUCUAAUGAUUAGAAGCUGGGAAUGUUUGGUCAUAAACUCUUAACCCUGGAUGCACACAGAAAUAGCUAAACUGUUUUAGUCAAAAACAAUUCUCAACAAAUCAUUAUAUGUUUUGAGAAAAAAUUGUUUAAAUUAUUAGACUAUAAAAAUGACUUUAUCCAAUAUUCUAAUAUUUAUUUAUUAUCAAAAAUUUAAAAUUAGAGCUUAUUUAGUUGUAUUGAUAAAUUUGAAACCAUUUUGAAAUAAAGAUAAAUGGAAAACAAUCUAUAAUCUCCUUUGCUGGAGACUGAUUAUAACUUACUAUUUAUAGAAGAAAAUAUAUUGAAAUUUUCUUACAAAAUUUAAAUAAAUGUUAUUACAAUUUAAAAGAAUUAUUGUAAUUUGAAAUGUCCUUUUUUAAUUUUGAUUUAUUUGGGGUUUUUGUACUGAUAUUACAAAUGUAAAAUAUAAAGCAAUAUACUUUAAAAAUUUAACCAAAUAUUUGUUCCAAAGGGUUUAUGUCUAAAAAUCGCAUAAUUAGAUAAUAUUAAAUAUAUAUAUUUUCUUCUAUUUUCCUCAAUUUCAAGGAAUUACCUAAGACAUGUUUCAAUGUUAGAGUCAAUUUGAAAUUGACAUUGUCUAUAAAUAAAUUUUGCUAACUGAUAAUCAGUUGUUGAGAUAUAAGAUAUCUAUGUGAUCCCUAGAUAGUAAACAAAUUAGUAGUAACAACUUGUUAUUUUUGCAAAUAAUAUUUAAUUUAAGUGAUUUGUUCGAAAGAAGACAAAGUCUUAUUUGUUUAAAUUAACCUAAUUGUUAAUAAACAUAUUUUUGUGUAGAUAUAUUUUAAUUGUUUUGUAUAUAGUAUAUUUGUAAGUAUUUUAACACUGUAAUUAAAAUGUUAUUUAACUAGUCCAAUCAAACAACCAAAGUUUAAUUCAUUAUUGUAUUCGUUAAUGUGAAAUUUCUUACAUUAUGUAUUUUUUUAUUCUGCACAUUUUUCGCUUACUUCUUGUACAGUAUGAUUUUAGUUUUGUAAUUAUUAUUCUUGCCCUAAUUUUGUUAAUAUUAUUUUACUGUAAG